AAUUUUUACCCUUUUCGCAGAGUAAAAAAAAACAAAAUCUACUAGAAUCCAGAAUUCUAGAUCUAAAAUUACUCUACUUGAAUAGUAAAACCUUACUAUAGAUAUCAAAUAUAGAUUCUUAUUAAAUGGCAUCUGCAGUGGCUAAGCUAGCAGGAAAAGUUGCGAUAGUAACAGCUUCAACUGAAGGAAUUGGUUUUGCUAUUGCUCGAAGGCUUGGUCAGGAUGGUGCCAAGGUCAUGAUUAGCAGCCGUAAACAACAAAAUGUUGAAAAGGCUCUUGCUGCUCUGAGAAAAGAAAACCUUAAUGUGGAAGGAAUGGUGUGUCAUGUAGGAAAGAAGGAAGAUCGUCAGCGUUUGUUUAAAGAAACUGUUUCCAAGUAUGGUGGCAUUGAUAUUCUUGUAUCAAAUGCUGCUGUUAGCACCUAUUUUGGACCCACUUUGCUGACACCAGAAGAAUCAUUUGACAAGAUGUUUGACAUCAAUGUGAAGUCCUCUUUUAUGCUGUGUCAAGAAGCUGUGCCUGAAAUGGUGAAAAGAGGAUCUGGAUCAAUAGUCCUAAUUACAUCAAUAGCUGGUUAUGUCCCUUUUGAGCUGAUUGGUGUGUAUAGUAUAACAAAGACAGCACUACUUGGUAUUGUUAAAGCCUUAUCUCCAGAACUGGCUAAACAGAACAUCAGAAUAAAUGGCUUGGCUCCAGGCAUUAUCAAAACAAAGUUCAGUAGUGCUCUAACAAGUAACGAAAGUGCAAAAAUGCAGGCAGAAAUCAAUAUUCCAAUGGGCAGACUUGGUGAACCUGAGGACUGUUCAGGUGCUGUUUCCUUUCUAGUUUCUGAUGAUUCCAAAUUUAUGACAGGGGAGACCAUUGUAGUGGCUGGAGGAGCAACUUCUAGACUAUAAUUAUAAUAUUGUCCCUUUGUUGAUCCAUCAUUCAAAAUGGUUGUACACAAUGCUUACAAAUAUAUUUUAUUUUUUGUUAUCAAAAUAUCUAAAUUUAAAAAUUGUUGAUUAUACAGAUAGAAUUUACCUUUAUAACUUUGAACAAUCACACAAAAUUCUCUGGUUAAUUUUCUUUUAGAUAUAUUUGUUCAUUAUUUAUUAAUGUAAACUAUUGCAAACUAGUGAAGUUAAUUUUCAUUUACAAAGGGUGAAAACCUGUGACAUGCUAUGCAAGAUUUUAACUUAACAAUUGUGUAACAAAUUGUGAAAUCUUAAAAAAUCAUUUCUGCCUUUGUCUGGCUAUCGGCUGUCCUCAAAUAGCUUUUAAAAUUCAAAAGAAAGGACUAUUGAAAAGGUUUUCACUGCUACGUUACAGAACAGUGGGUGCCAACAAUUAAUACACAUGAAAACAACAGUGAAGAGCCCUCCAGUCUUUGUGUCAGGUGAAGUAGAGUUCACCUAUUUCAGCAACCUCCGCUGCUUUUACUUUCCCUAAUGCAAGUCAGGUACCUAUCAGAGCUUGGUGGAUACAUGGACAUCUUAUGGAUUAAACAGGGUUACAAGAACUCCACUACUUGACCACGCAGUCCCUUAAAUACAUAGCCUAACCAAUAAUUUUUUAAAGAAAAAACAUCAGCUUUUACUGAUUUUUGUUUUAUAAACUCCAAAUAUAAAAUUUUAACAGAUUUUUAUAAUGUUCAGUCUUUUCUUACACAGAAUGUUAUUAUUCUAUUUAUGACAUGCAAGACAGACAAUGUUUGAACCCCUACUCACAGAUUAUAGAGUGAUUAAAUGAGCACAGGGAUUUUAUUUUUCAUUUUCAUGUUAAAUUAUGGGGUAACCAUCAGAAAACGAAGUUUCCCUCAAGUGGAAGCUCUUUCUGAUUGAAUGGCUGAAUAACUUGAGAACUGUUACUUUUUACACAUUAGCUCAAGUACAUGUAGUUUGAACAUUUUUUUAAAUUACAAAAUUAGUACUGCA
Physella acuta is the source of this 1916-nucleotide messenger RNA. RefSeq names its product dehydrogenase/reductase SDR family member 4. Lineage: Eukaryota; Metazoa; Mollusca; Gastropoda; Physidae. Gene Ontology annotation, molecular function: carbonyl reductase (NADPH) activity. The record is from RefSeq and is a predicted model, not a curated record.